Messenger RNA from Rhopilema esculentum, 2035 nucleotides. RefSeq lists its product as uncharacterized. NCBI's taxonomy places the organism in Eukaryota, Metazoa, Cnidaria, Scyphozoa, Rhizostomeae, Rhizostomatidae. Gene Ontology annotation, molecular function: cis-regulatory region sequence-specific DNA binding. Gene Ontology annotation, cellular component: nucleus. The record is from RefSeq and is a predicted model, not a curated record.
AGAUUACUUUCACCUGCAAGUCGGUAGGCAAACUGCAGGUUAUAGUUUGUCAACAAAGACGAAGUCCUCCUUUUCUAUUUUGGUCAAGUACACGAUUAAAACCGUUAGGCCGUUGUAUAUGCUUUGCUGUAAUGCAUCGUUGUAUCCAGUAAAUUUGAGUUUGGAGUAAAAAAUGACAGCUAAACAGCGCAGAACCAAGUCAUCUGCAAAGCAGAAUAACCACCAAGCAUUGGAAGAAAAACAAACGGCGAAGGAAUCUAGCACAAAUGCAGACAAUGUCAAACCAGUGCCUAAGCGAAAAACUAAAAGUGUUCGUUCGAGCAAAAUCAAUUGGAUUAUCACAGGAUUGUUGUUGGUUGCUGGAGUUGUUCUUGGGCUGUUAUGGGCCUAUGGAUAUUGCGAGGGAGGAUCAAAACGAGAGGAAUACGAAUUCAAAAGGGUUGCCUUUCCUGAUUUCAACAUAAGCAGAGGAAUCGAUCGGCGGUCAAAUUUGUCCCUGGACGAGUUUAUAGAACUUUAUGAUGCAAAAUGGCCUGUUUUGGUUACCGAUGCGAUGAAGAGCUGGCCAGCUAUGCGGAAAUGGAGCAAGAACUUUUUCAUGUCAAACUAUGGCAGUGAAGUCAUAGCUUUCAAAGGGAUUUCGGGAAAACUGCACCAACGACAAGGCCUUGCAGCCCCUUUGGGUGUUUUCUUACAACACAUUGGAGAGUCAACCCGCAGCCAAUGGUCAUAUCUUGAAGAUGAAGUGUUUAUGUUUCGAAAUCCUGAAUUGCUUAAAGACAUUGAUACACCGAUUUAUUUGAAAGAGGACUUCUUUUCCUUGCUGCCAGAAGAGAUAAGGCCAUGGAAUGCAAUGUUGCUUUGGGGUACCAAAUAUUCAAGAUCAACUCUUCAUAUUGAUCCUUACAACUGGACUGGAACCAAUGCAGUUAUAAGUGGCAGAAAACAAUGGAAGCUUUACCCUCCUGGACAAGACCACUUGCUGUAUGUUCCCCCUGGAAGGAAAUCUGGCUUCCCCCUUGACUGCCCCAAGUAUCAGAGCCCUGUAGAUACGUUUGAUUAUGAUGUUGUUAAAUACCCCAAGUUCAAGCAUGCAAAGGCGCUAGAGUUUGUUCAAAUGCCAGGUGAAAUGCUUUUCAUUCCAACUGGCUGGUUUCAUCAGGCUUAUAACAGAGAGGAAACUAUGGCAAUCAGCAGCCAAGUCUGGAAUUCGCAAAAUCUAAAACAAGUGAUGGAAGAAAUUGUCAAAGGAGGUAAUGUGCGAAGGCCUGAUAUUCCUGCAGAUUUGGAUUCUUAUUCACCAAACAGCCAGGUCGAAGCAAUCAUCUCUAUGUUUCCACCCGAAAUAAUUGAACAUGGAAAAAAGGUUAACAGAGACAUAAUGGACCAACUAGACAGGGUGGCCAGGCGCGCGCAAACUUCUGCUCCCUGAAUCAUCUUUUUGCAUUUCAACGUUUUUAGAGAGUUAUUUUUCUUAUAAUCUAAAUUUGCAAGUCACAUUUUGAUAGCUGUCUUUCUAAAAGUCGGGCAAGGUUUUGUCAGGGGGCUGUGUUUGACAUUGAAGUGUUUUACUGAUCUUUCUUCAUCGAAAUUAGGUAAAGCUCCAAUCAGUCAGAGACUCAAGAUACCCUAUUACUAAUCCCACCCUGCUCUCUUAUUAAAGCUCUUUAAAGUUAAAGAAAGAUAAAGGGCUUAUGAGGAUGUACAAAUUGUUUUAUACCCCUGCACAGUCUUUUAAGACGCCUAAAGGAUCCCCAGUAUCAUUUUUCUUGGACCCCUCCUUGUGUAGAACUGACCCCCACCUUCAUUCAUAUUUGUUCAUUUUUCCAAAAUGAAAGCUAGUGAAGUACACCCCCUUUGAAAAUUUCAUGACAUGAGAUCUUUAGAUUUUAGAUAAAUAUGUUUUCAUAUGCUAGGUAGUACCCUUAUUAGCAUUGAUUUCAUUUUGUUAUUUAGAUCAUAAUUUAUUUCACAAUAUUGCAUAUUUUAAAUUUCGAAAGAGGUUUUUAUAGAAGAUAUUUGCACGUUCAUUGGA